Messenger RNA from Momordica charantia (bitter melon), 3753 nucleotides. Lineage: Eukaryota; Viridiplantae; Streptophyta; Magnoliopsida; Cucurbitales; Cucurbitaceae. The record is from RefSeq and is a predicted model, not a curated record.
UUUCUUAAAGUUCGUGUAAUCUCUUUCAAUUAUUCAAGUAGAUCAAAUAUUUUUAAAAUAAUAAUCAAAUUGUCUGAGCCCAAAUUUGAAUUGGGGACUUGUUUAUGAGACUAGACUUUUAAAAAUGGUUAGAUAUAUAACAGAUAAAAGAGGUUGAAUGAUAUCUCAUUUUUAGUACAACAUGUGGAGGUGGGGAUCGAACUUAUAACCUCUUAAUUAAAAAUAUAUGUUAAUUACCGCUAAGUUAUAUUCUCUCUAGCUAUUUUUAGAGCGUUGGAUCAUAAAAUGAAAAGGGUAAAUUUCAUUCCACGUUGAUUUUAGAGAUUUUUUUUUUAAUAUUUAUUAAAAGUUUAAUCGUAUCCCUCUCAGACAGUUAAAGCUCUCAACAGUCAGUUUCAAGUCAAAGCUACGUGAAGUUAAACCCAUUCUUUAUCCUUUCACUUCUGUUUUUUCUCCCCGCCAAAUGUUUGUGGGUCUUUGCCUAUGGAGAUUGCAGUCACCCUAAGCAUCCUAGGACUCUCCCCGACAACAAAACAGGGCCAUUUCAAGGUUUCGAAGGACUGGAACUCAACUAUCAAGCACCAAAUUAAGCUUAAGAAUGACCAUGCCAUUCUUUCCACGUAUACCCAGAUGGAAUCUCUUGGCAUUGCACCUGAUUCUGCUACAAUGCCUCUUGUUAUAAAAGCUUGCGAGAGGCUUAACGCCAUUGAGAAAGGGGUACGAAUUCAUUCUCGUAUCAGGGGUACGGAUCUGAUCAGACAUGUUCGGGUUGGGACUGCGUUGGUUGAUUUUUACAGUAAAUGUGGGUUUGUUGGAGAGGCCAGUAAGGUGUUCGAUGAAAUGCCUGAAAGAGAUGGGGUGUCAUGGAAUGCUUUGAUUUCUGGAUAUGUGAGGUGUUCGUGCUAUAGUGAGGCAAUUUUGUUGUUUAUGGAGAUGCAGAAGGCAGGCUUCACACCCAGUUCUCGUACUAUAGUGGCUCUGCUUUUGGCAUGUGCUGAGAUGUUGAAACUAAAAUUAGGACGAGAGAUUCAUGCUUAUUGUUUGAGAAAUGGUUUGUUUGAUAUGGAUGCUCAUGUUGGUACUGCUUUGAUUGGAUUUUAUAUGAGAUUUGAUGCAGCAGUUUCACACCAUGUAUUUAGUUUGAUGGUGGUGAGAAAUGUAGUGAGUUGGAAUGCAAUAAUAACAGGAUAUCUUGAUAUUGGAGAUUACACAAAAGCUCUGAAGCUUUUCAUUAGUAUGCUACUUGAGGGUAUUAAAUUUGAUGCUGUUACAAUGUUGGUGGUAAUUCAAGCCUGUGCAGAAUCUGGAUCUCUCCAAUUAGGCAAGCAACUGCAUCAGUUGGCUAUCAAGUUCAAUCUCGUUGAUGACUUGUUUAUUAUAAAUUCACUAUUGAAAAUGUAUAGUGAUAAUGGAAGUCUGGAGUCAUCCUGUCUGUUGUUUAAUGCUGUUCCUACCUUUGAUGCUGCUUUAUGGAAUUCUAUGAUAUCUGCUUACAUUGCGUUUGGACUUUAUGCUGAAGCUAUAGCUAUGUUCAUUAAAAUGCGUUCAGAAGGCUCAAAAGAAGAUGAUCGAACUGUUGUGAUUAUGUUGUCUUUAUGUGAAGGUCUAAGCGAUGGUUUGAAACAGGGUAGAUGCUUACAUGCUCAUGCCUUGAAAAUUGGAAUGGAACUCGAAGUAAUUCUAGGCAAUGCAUUGUUGAGCAUGUACGUCGAACACCAUCAAAUCGAUGCUGCACAGAAAGUUUUUGAUCAGAUGAGAGACUUGGAUGUCAUCUCAUGGAACACAUUGAUCUUGGCAUUUGCUCAGAGUAAGUUUCGAGCCAAAGCAUUUGAACUCUUUCAGAUGAUGUGUGAAUCUGAAACCAAGUUUAAUUCAUACACAUUGAUAUCUCUCCUUGCAUCGUGUAAAGAUGGAAAUGAUCUAAGAUUUGGGCAAUCCAUUCAUGGCCUUGCGAUAAAAUACGGUCUUGAAAUAAAUACUUCUCUGAACACUUCACUGACUGAAAUGUACAUCAAUUGCGGUGAUGAAGGAUCGGCUACAAAUCUGUUUAGUAGAUGUCCUCAUAGAGAUUUAAUCUCAUGGAAUUCCCUAAUUUCUAGCUACCUAAAGAAUGACAAUGCAGGAAAAGCUCUAUUGCUUUUUAACCAUAUGAUUUCUGAGCUGGAGCCUAACUCUGUGACAGUCAUAAAUAUUCUCACAUCCUGUACCCAGCUUGCCCAUCUGCCACUAGGCCAAUGCUUGCAUGCUUACACAACUAGAAGGGAAGAAUUUCUUGAAUUGGAUGCUUCUCUAGCAAAUGCUUUUAUAACUAUGUAUGCAAGAUGUGGUAAAAUACAAUAUGCAGAGAAGAUAUUUAAUACCCUGCAGGCAAGAAAUAUCGUCUCGUGGAAUGCCAUGAUUGCGGGGUAUUGCUUGCAUGGUCGUGGCCAUGAUUCUAUUCUAGUUUUUUCACAGAUGUUGGAUGAUUGCUUCAAGCCAAACAAUGUAUCUUUUGUGUCUGUUUUAUCUGCCUGCAGCCACUCUGGUUUGACCGAGACAGGUUUGCAGCUUUUCGAUUCCAUGGUGCGGGAUUUCGGUAUUACUCCAGAACUUGCUCACUAUGGUUGUAUGGUCGAUCUGCUUGGUCGCAGGGGCCAUUUAGCUGAAGCUGUAGGUUUCAUCAACUCGAUGCCCAUUGAACCUGAUGCAUCAAUUUGGAGAGCUUUGCUUAGUUCUUGUCAGGUUAAAAGCAAUAAAAAGCUAGUGGAGAUCAUCUUUGGAAAGCUUGUUGAAUUAGAACCCACUAAUCCGGGAAAUUAUGUUUUGCUUUCUAAUAUCUACGCUGCAGCUGGUCUUUGGUCAGAGGUUGCAGAAAUAAGAAAGUGGCUCAGAGAUAAAGGUUUAGGGAAGCCUCCAGGAACUAGCUGGAUUGUAAUUGGAAGUCAGGUCCAUUACUUCACUGCCACUGACGUAUCACACCCUCAAUCAGAAAAGAUUUACGAAAAUUUGAAUUCUUUGACAUCAUUGAUCAAAGAUAUGGGCUGAAAUCGUGUCGAGUUUUGCUUGCAGGAGAAUGAGUUAAGGGAAUUAAAACAUUUUAGCCUUAACGUUGAUUGUGUUGACUGGGCAAAUAUGUACAGUUUUGGGAGGACGGUUGUAGAAUAGAGAACAUCAAUAGACAGACAACCUUUGAGGCAGCAGUUCUUGAAAGAACAUGCUGUCGAGUGAAGAAAAUGUCAGAAAGCCACAAGUUCCAUUUUUGUUGGAUGAACCUUAUGCAAAUAAAACGACAGAAAUGAGAUGGAAUGAUCUGCUCACCUGUUCCACCCAUCUUCUUCCCCAUCAAGGGAUUUAUUCUUAAAAAACUUUUCCCAAGGCUUUUUGACCUCAGCUAGUGGACGGACAUUGUUUGUGAACAUUGAUGUCUGCACCUUCAACAGUACUAUCAAUACCCCAUUAAUAUACGAUGAACAUAGAUACUUUUUAUUUGGUAAUAAUCCAAGGCCUAGGCCACAUGGUCCACCACCAUUGAUUCUCAGAGAAUCAUCUACUCCAGGUUAACAAUAGGAGACAAGAGGCUUUAACCUAAGACCAAAUCUCGAAUGGAAGAUUGAACGGCUUCAAGAAAGGUUAUUUUAUUCAUCAAAUAUCUAGAACAAGAUGCAAAGACAGAGACAGCCAUUGUCAAAAUGCAAAAUCCAAGUUCCAAAAACAUUCAACAUUCAGGAGACCAAAGAUUGAGAAAAUUUCCAUUGAAGAAGAGUCAUAUCAUAU